CUCCUAGUGUGCUCCGAAGGCUUUUUGGGCUAGGAUCGAAAGUAAACGACGGUCGACGGUCGAAUGGGGAGCGAAAUUUUCACACCAACCGUGCAGAGCUAUUCGGGGGUCGCGUUUUCAAUCCGCCUGUGCUAGUUUAUCCCCGUUGCCGCCAGUACGCGAAAAUGCUGGACAGGCGAUGCGUGUAAACCUUCCAAGCACUGUGGGAAAGUGUGUGUUAUUACAUAAAAUAAGCGAAGGACGGCCAAGGUGCGUUCGUGCGUGCGUGCGUAACGGUGGUCACUUUUCCUACAAGAACAGGGCGCAAUUUGCCCGUGUGGAAAAGAACUAGAACAAGACGUAGAAGAAGGUGCGUACGCGUAGGUAAGCCGGAGCCGCAUUCGGCCAUCGCAAACAGCCGUGCGCUUAUGAGUGUGUGCAGUGUGCAGAGGCAGAACGUGCGCUGGUGAUCGUGUUCUUCCACCCUCCCCGGGAGAACGGCCAGGCAGGGGUGGAACCAAGGCAGGGGUGCGAAAGCUCGGGUGUUUUGUGAAAUAGUUUGUGCCGUGUUUUUGUGUGUGAUUCCAAAGAUAUAUAGUAAAGAGAGAAGGUGAAGAAAUCAGGAAUUAAUCAACAAGAAGAAAUUUGUGGGCGCAUUCGAAACCGGGAAAAACCAGCCACCAAAAUGCAGCCCCCACCACGCAAAGGCAAUUACACAAAGUUUCUGAAGAAUCUCCACACGGAGCAGUUGGCGAAGCUAGCGCUCAAGAACCAGAACGAGUGCGAGCUGCUGGAGGACAUCCGACAGUUUACGCUGAAGCGGUCCGCCAUCGAGAAAUCGUACAGCGAGGCACUGCUGAAGAUAUCGUCCGCGUACCUGAACAAGAAGCAGGCAUGCAUCCCGGAGAUCAAGAUGGACGGUGCGGAUGAGAAAUGGAAUAUGUGGAGCGUAUGGCAAACGGUACUGGAGGAGAACGAAAAGCUAGCCCGAGCCCGUCUUGCCGCGGUCGAGGUGUUUCAGCAGCAGAUUGCCGACGAAGCGAAAGUGCUGCGCAGCACCAAGCUGAACAGUAGCAAACGCUGCAUCGAGAACCUCGGCGUGGUGCAGAAGGAGCUACAGAACUCCGUGACCGACGUGGACAAGACGAAGAAAAUCUACUUCGACGAGGAGCACAGUGCCCACGAUGUGCGGGACAAGGCACGCGAUAUCGAGGAGAAGCUCAAGAAGAAGAAGGGCUCCUUCUUCCAGUCGAUCACCUCGCUGCAGAAAAACAGUGCCCGGGUAACGUCGCGCAAGGAGCAGCUGGAGGAGAAAUCGACCGGUGCCCGGAACGAUUACAUUCUAAGUCUGGCGGCGGCCAAUGCGCACCAGAAUCGCUACUUCACCAUCGACCUGCAGACCACGAUGGCCACGAUGGAGAACUACGUGUACGAGCGGGUAGCCGACUAUCUGGCCCUGAUCGGCCGUACCGAGCUGUUGACCUGCUCGGCGACGCAGAACUCGUUCGGCAAGAUCCGUGACCAGGCGCAGCAGCUGACGCGCGAAUACAAUCUGCAGUGCUGCUAUCUGUACUAUCCGGUGCUGAAGCAACACAUCCAGUACGAGUUUGAGCCGUGCGAUAAUGAUCCGGUGCGCAAGAUUACGGCUGACCAUGAAUCGGCUGCGGAAACGCUAAGCCGGGAGGGUAAACGAUGGGCAGGUCGGGUUGCGCGGGAAAGUAACGUUAUAAGGGAAUGUGCUCGUAAGCUGGCAGUAUGUACGGCGCUGCGAGAAGCGGGUCAUCGAAACGAUCCAAACGAUCAGAACGGGCCGGACCUCGAGACAAAGAUUGAAGAGUUCCGCGAAAACAUCCGCAAGUCGGAAAUUGCGAAGGCGAAGGCAGAGGCACGAUUGGAGUGUUUGCGAAUCGGGGGCAUCAAUGUGGACGAGUGGAUACAGGAGGCGGAAACGCUCAGUGUGCAGGAGAUGCCACGGUCGGCCAGUUCGCUCUCGAUGCGUACGGAUGCGUCGGGACAAGGGGAAAACCCAAGCUCGGACUCGUUCUACGACAGUGACAAUGCCGAACAGGAUCAACCGGUGUCGGAAUCAUCGCCGGCACCGAAACAACCGGAACCUCCAAUGGACGAGUUUACGGCAGACAGCGACGAGGAUGAGGAGUUUGGCGUUGAGCAGGAGCGACAGAAGAUUGAACAGAUUUCACACGGCUGGGACGAUCCGACCCAGGUCGACUGGGGAGCCGAGGAAGCUGCGGCUGCAGCAGCAGCCAGCAGUAGCGCUGCCGCCGAAGCUGCCGUAGCAGCAGCAGCCGCAGCUGCCUCAGCACAACCACGCGAACCAGCGGGACAAACGUUCAAGUGUACCGCCCUCUACUCGUACACCGCUCAGAACCCGGACGAGCUGACGAUCGUGGAAAGUGAGCAGCUCGAGGUGGUCGGCGAAGGGGAUGGUGAUGGGUGGUUACGGGCCAGGAACUAUCGAGGCGAGGAAGGCUUCGUGCCACACAACUAUCUCGACGUGGAGCGUGACACACCGGUCGAUACGCACACGCCCGCCCAGCUGUCAUCGCAGAUAUCGUUCUCCUCGGUGGACUACACGGUCGACAAUGAGGAUCAGGAUCAGAUGCAGGAUUCGGGUCAAUCGCCGGACCAGAUUUCGGUCAUAUCGGCACCGCGCAAGGUCAACAAUCAGCUGUACUGUGUGGCACUGUACGACUACGACGCUACGGCCGAGGAUGAGCUGACGUUCGAGGAAGGACAGAUCAUUAAACUCAUCACCAAAAGUCCACACGGUGUGGACGAUGGUUGGUGGGAAGGUGAGCUGAUGGGCAAGAUCGGUAACUUCCCAUCGCUGGUUGUGGAGGAGUGCGACGAGAACGGGGAACCGCUGACCGAUGCGGAGGACGAAUCACCGCCACCGUCAGCACCGCCAACGUUCGCGGCACCAGCCCCACCACCGCCGAUGAUUCUCCAUGAAGCGACACCUCCGGAAGGUCAAAGUCCAAAUUUGACCAAUGCUGGACCAGCAAUAGACAAGUUUGAGUUUGAGUUAAACAACGACCAACAUGAGCAGUAUGGAACGCAGUUUUCGGCACCACCACCAUCACAGCCUCCACCGGUUGUUAUCUGUGAGGAUCCUGAGGGCGAAGAGGCCGCUACUAUGGAAGAGGAAUCUCGACAAGGGGCUACCGCAACAGCGCCGGCAGCACCAGCACCACCAGCUACUGCUAGUGGCGACGAUAGCAACCAGCUCAACUUUGCCCAAAUCAUCGUAACGGCCGCCACACCGAUGCACGAAGAACCGGACAAGAAGUUCCCGCCGGCGGAAGCACCAACGACCACCGCCACCGACGACGAACCGUCCGAGAUCGUGGAAAAGCAGGAGCGGGAAACGCAGGAGAUAAGCAGCAAGCAGAAAUCUCAGGACGCCGAGGUGCCAAAGCCACCGACGCCACCAUCGCAGCAGCCGACCAAACCCAAAACCGCACCGCCUCCGAAACCGGCCAAACCACCGUCACCCCCGAAGCCGGAAAAGCCGGCCACCGCACCGAAACCCACCAACGUGGUGGCGAAAACUGUGACCGCCAAAAAGCCUGAACGAGUGCGGCAGGGUGCCACGGUGCCGGAACCGGACCCGGAACCCGAACCGGACCACGGUGAGGCGACACCGAUCGAGGAUCCGGUAGCACCGUUCGAGGCGAACUUUGAGGCAAACUUUGAGGCAGGUUUCGCGGCCAACUUUGACGAUGCGUUCGGGCAGAGCAGUCAGCCGGAGGUGCCGAAGCAGGUGGUAGGCGGCCGGGCCAGCAUACCGGAAGAGCUGGAACCGGAUCAGCUGGCCCGGCUGCAGAAUCUGAAGGAAUCGAACGCAUAAUGCGGACCAGCUGGUGGAUUGGUGCGGAUCGGUUAGCGGAAGCGUGAAGGGCAAAGGGACUCACCGCCAGAGGGCAGCACCGGCUUCGUGCACGUCAGUGGAGGAGGAUAAAGAAAAUCAAAAACACACAAUCUGCUGCAACAAUCAUCGUACGGUGUAGGGUAUAGGGAAGAAAGGUGUGUGUGUGCGUGUGUUCGUUCCUUUCCGUUUGCUUGUCACGUUCAUCACAUCCUUCCAUUGGUGUCCGAUCGGUCGGUCGAUUCGAUUGAUUGAGGGUUUUUGUGAUCGGUUCUCGUUGUAAUCAUUCAUUGUCGUUGUUGUCGUCGUGAUAUGUAUACAAAUGUAAGCAGAACGUCCAGAGCGGGGAAGUGCACGUUAAGUAUUAAGGAAGCUAACCUAACACGUUCGUGUUCUCUCCCUUGCUACUCUAGCCAAACUGUACGCGUGUCUUCGGCUGGGAAGCUUCCCUUUCGGCGUUGAGUAGUAGCUGGAGUUUUGCAUUUGUGAUAAUAAUGCGUUUGAUGUGGUCUGUCUCGCGUUCCUCACAGUGGGACCGGUAUGACCAAACUCGACCAAUUUAGUAAUAUUCUUCUAAUAGGACUUGUUUUGGUUCCGUCAGAAGGCUCAACUGUCAUCAUUGACUCAUUGCAGGGUAUUGAUACUUAUAGAGCAACUUUUGAACCACUCAGGGGAAUGUUUCAAAUGAAUAGGGGAAUAUUGCGAUGGAACAUUGCGAUGCAGUUUGAAGUGGAUUAAGAAAGUGAUUUACUAACUGAAUGCUACACUCCAUGGAAUGAUAGCAACUGUCCCCAACGAGAAUUGCAAUACUUCACUAUCCAGUUGUAACAUUCCACUGAGUGAUUCAAACCUUCCGUUAUAGGAAUCAAACCCCUGUAACGUUUUGCUCUUGUUUUUGCAACAUAUCAUAGUGGAGGCCCUCGGUUUUGGUUUACGUACUCUACUGGCACUCUCACAUCAGCGUCUCUCUACUGCACUGUACCAAUCACAGGAUGUUGUCCCGCUAAAACCUUCUCCCUCUCCCUAGCACGAUCGAAGUCGGCCCGUAAUGUCGGCAAGGAAAGUCGGAAGCAAAUAGAAUAGAAGUGAACACUCAUGAGCCUAAUGCCUAAACAGUAUAUCGCGUUACCUUAUCUACUCUAACUAUUAGGAGUUUUGUUAACAUCCUAGAGAACACAACCUUGAAUGCCUGGAUUAUGGAAUAUGCGUUUUGUGGUUCUAUUAGCCGCGAUGCUUUUCGCGAGUCGGAAACCGGAUAGAGGUAAGAUGCUGAGUGUAGCGUAAAAGAAAACUGUGUAAGAUUUUUGGAAGAAAAAGCUAAACCCCCUUCUUCUCUUAGUUCUGCCGCUGCUCGACUGCAGACUGCUCUAUACUCAUUAGACAAUUUCGCUGGCGUAAAGCAAAAAAAACCCGACCGGCGGCUCAUUAUACCUAUACCUAGCUAAAACGAAAUGAUGAUCGUGGAAAAGCGAUCCGCUAAGCCAUAAUUGCAUUUACCGAACGUACAAUAAUUACUCACGCGAGGUCGUACCACUUACAUCUUAACCUAUAGUGCCGUGUGGUUUCCGUGGUUUUUUUUUGUUCGCACUUAGAUAACCGAAAUGUUGCGCUCUGCUUCGAUGUGUUCCGUUUUUUCCACAAAUCAGCUGUUCGAUCAAACCGAUGUGCGUUAUGCAAAUCAACAGUACAGUUCGUUCUAGUUGCACUGUGUAACAGUAAUAAUUAUAUCUAGCAAAAGAAAUGGUAGGCUUUCGCUCACGAGACACGAGCAACCCAAUCACGUAUCACUUAUAAACUGCGCUGCAGCAAACAGCCAUGAAGGAACGAUUAGCAAUUAGCUGGAUAUAAUGAAGGAAAACUGCGAAGUAAAAAAAGCCUUUCAGAAGUUACAAAAAAGAAAAUCCAACUAUAAUUUAAUGAAAAUCGAAUGGGCCAAACCCCUCUCCGCCCCCCUGAAUCAUCCUCUACUACUCAGCCACAAAUUACUCGAUUACAGCUUCAAGUAUCUGCGUUGUAGUAGUGACCACUUUCGCUUGUCUCGUUAGAUCUUUAGCGAUGGGGAUUGAAGCGUUCGUCCCGUGUUCUGCAUCAGCGAAUGUGUAAGAUAAGUCAUAUAUAACUCACCGGAAGAAACCCAAAUUUAGCUCUUAGUGAAUUAGGUCAAGCGUGCGUCAUAUCUUCGAUCGAUUGGAGGAGAUUCGUAUCGAUCGUCUGUUUUGUUCGCGUUCCGUUUUGCCUCUGGAAUACUAACGCCAAAGGAUCAAAGCUUCUUGGCCAUUAAUUUUAUUGUUUCGAAAAAGACGACCGCAAUGAAUUGCAAAUGAACGAUUUGACAGCACCACAGCUGCUCUGUACAUUGCUUUAAAGUUGGAAGACAAAUGUUCCCUUCAAAACCGGGCCGGGACAUUGGUCAGUGCAAUUGGGCGGAAUCCUCUCGAAACGUAAACUUAAUAACUCGCAAGCAGGCAAGCAAAAAAAAAACAAAACAAAACAAACGCAUUCCACAAAAUCUCAAAACAAUUAUAAAUAUAUAUACAUAUACAUAAUUAUACAUAUGCGUAUGGGCAAUACAUAAAGCUAUAUACAUUACCACACGACUCGUAUUCGCAACUUACCUGUGACCUGUGGAACGCGCAACAAACAAACAAACGAAUACAGCAAAACGUACGUACUUAGAUUGAAAACAAUCACACUCACACACACAUACGAAAACAUCACAAAACACUCACACAAUUACCCGUUCUUCUGUUUGUUCUUCUUGGUGGUAGUAAGAUCGCCGUUACUUAGGAAACAGUUUAAAUUGCACGUGCCCGUAACGACUUCGGAAGCGUGCCAUUGUGCAAACAACAACAACAAACAAACAAGAAACUCCCCAUUAUGUACAUCCAUGUAGCAAUAAUAUAAUAAGUAGAUAAUGUGUGUUUUAUUGCCGAAGUUUUACUCCACCCGACUCCGGAACGGCUGAUCGCGCCUUGUUCAGACCCCCUGUUCGCUCCUAAACGUUGGAAAAGCGUGCGCGAAAAGCGAAUACAAGAGUAGCGAGCGAGAUCGAAAAUUGAACCCAAAAGGAAAAACAAACUAAACCAACUAGGUGGGCAACACAAACCCCAUUUCUAGCGUUACGUUCUGUUUUUGCGUAUAAAGGAAGCAAUUUACUAAGGACCGCUGACGCCCGCUGAUGAACCCGAUGCUGGCGAUGUUUUAGUGCAAAUGAAACCGGUUAAGUUUACUAAUCCCUGUGUUGACUAUUCCUCUAAUUGCGAUUAUGGUUGUACUUAAUUCUAUCAGUCAAAUAAAUCUAUGAGAAUGCUAAACGGAA
Anopheles stephensi (Asian malaria mosquito) is the source of this 7187-nucleotide messenger RNA. RefSeq names its product protein nervous wreck (gene nwk). The transcript has 10 exons. Gene Ontology annotation, molecular function: protein binding. NCBI's taxonomy places the organism in Eukaryota, Metazoa, Arthropoda, Insecta, Diptera, Culicidae. Bases 665 to 3850 code for a protein of 1061 amino acids. Gene Ontology annotation, cellular component: recycling endosome; neuromuscular junction. The record is from RefSeq and is a predicted model, not a curated record. Gene Ontology annotation, biological process: neuromuscular synaptic transmission; regulation of actin filament polymerization.